Messenger RNA from Adelges cooleyi (spruce gall adelgid), 639 nucleotides. RefSeq lists its product as uncharacterized. Gene Ontology annotation, cellular component: membrane. Bases 37 to 639 code for a protein of 200 amino acids. NCBI's taxonomy places the organism in Eukaryota, Metazoa, Arthropoda, Insecta, Hemiptera, Adelgidae. Gene Ontology annotation, biological process: sensory perception of taste. The record is from RefSeq and is a predicted model, not a curated record. The transcript has 5 exons.
CUUAGUACGUUGGCGUCCGUGCAGUACACUGUAUUCAUGAGGAUGUUAAGAGAAAGAUACGAAAUCACCAACAUUUUGUUUAAAAAUUGUAUGGAUGACAGCAAAGCCAAUACCCAAUGCAGGUAUCCAAGGGAAAUAGACCGGUUAUUAAGAGAACUGCGGUGCCUAACCAACGAAGUUAAGACGCAUUACUCCGCCAAUGCCUUAUGUUUCGUCGUCGAAUCUGCUGCAAUACUCGUAACUAGUGUAACGGUAUUAGCAGUCAAUUUUAUCUACACGCCAAGUCGGGUAGUCGAUUACAAGGUGUUCAUCAUUACUGUUUCACGCUUAAUAAUGUUUUUCCUUUUCAUUCAAGAGGCACACAGUACACUAAAACCGGCCAAACAAACAGUACUCAUUGCACACGAAGCGCUCACAAGAACUAACAAUGCGAUUAUUUCGAAAGAAUUGGAUACGUUAAUAUUGAACUGUUGGAAUCACCCCAUUGUAUUAGAUGUACAUAAUUUGUUUGAAUUGGACUAUCAACUUAUUCAUUCAAUAUUCGCAGCAGUAGUUACUUACACAGUUGUGUUUGUACAAAUUCAAUUGGCAUUUUUCGAACGUGCAACCAAAACAAACCAUACGAUUGUAUUAAAUUAA